Cydia pomonella (codling moth) is the source of this 2702-nucleotide messenger RNA. RefSeq lists its product as uncharacterized. Lineage: Eukaryota; Metazoa; Arthropoda; Insecta; Lepidoptera; Tortricidae. Gene Ontology annotation, molecular function: protein binding. Gene Ontology annotation, biological process: SCF-dependent proteasomal ubiquitin-dependent protein catabolic process. The record is from RefSeq and is a predicted model, not a curated record. The transcript has 8 exons. Gene Ontology annotation, cellular component: SCF ubiquitin ligase complex. The coding region runs from base 149 to 1507 and encodes 452 amino acids.
UUAUUUGUCAAAAGAAAUGUCAAUACUCAAUAAAUUGAUUAAAAAUGUUGCGUAUUGUUCUAAAUAUAUUGUAAAUAAUAAAUUAAGUUUACAUUUCUCUAGCUUUCUUUAUCUGUUUAUUACACACUCUAUACUGCAAUCGUGAGAAAUGUCCGCCACAAUGGAACCGGAGCAAUACUGCACGGUACACAGUUGUACCUGCGGUCCUCCUCCAAAGCGCCGUCGCAUACGCAGAGUGAGCGUAUUAGACUUGCUGAAUGUGGACUUAGUCCGGAGCGCCAUAUUUGACUAUGUGCCUUUGGGGGACCUGCUGCGCUCCGAGCGGGUUUGCCAGCGGUGGCGGAGUGCUGUACAUCACUAUUUGAGAGGCGCCCGCCGCAUCCGCUCCAAGCUCCACAUAACGUCCCCCUGGCACCCGCCGCCGCCCCGCCUGUGCCGCUGCCAGCGCCUGCUGCCGCUCGACGAGAGCCGCGAGCCCUGGUUCUCCAGCUCGCUGUACAAGUGGGGGAUGGGGGUGGAGGCGGCGCCCUGCACGGCCGAGAGCUUCGGGGACAUUGCGGGGCACUGCCCCAAUAUACGCGAGAUUACGUUUUACGGGUUUCCGGACCGGGAAUUAGUAAGAGACAGCGUUAAUAUCGGAAGGCUGCGGAACCUGAAACGGGUCGCUUUCAGGAAUCUCAUCACGGAGGAUGAGGACAGGGAACAGGCCACCGACGAAGACGUCACAAUCCUCCUACAAAGUAACCCAAUCGAAGAACUUACUAUAAUUGGCAACGAUCAAAUCACUGGCGCGUUCCUAAAACACUUGAAAACAAAUCUAACUUCACUACGUCUCAGAAACUGCCCUAACUUGGACUAUAAACAUUUACUAUCGGUUAUACAUUAUUUAAAUCAAGUAACUGUAUUAGAUUUGUCAAGAAAUUCCGCGGAUAUUUUAAAGAAUGUCCAUCUACUUCUUGAUGUGAUGCCAAAAUUAGAACAUUUGGAGCUAUGUGGAUAUGAGAAGGUUGAAUUGGACGGGCAGUUGAAAGUGCAUGUUAGGUUGGAAAAUUUGAAGCAUUUGAAUUUGAGGAGGAAUAGGAAUGUUAAUGACGAUUGGUUGGAAACUAUAGCUAGAGGGAAUAAGUUAAUUACAUUUGAUGUGUCGUAUUGUAAAGGCGUAACAAUGACAGGCUUAACCGAAGUGUGCGAGUCGUCGAAAUCGAUGAGCGAACUCGCUAUAGCCGAUAACGACGACAUAUCAGACGAGGACGUCGAGACCAUCAUACGGCUCCUUCCCUACCUCACGAUUCUUAACAUCCAAAAAUGCCGCGGCGUGACGUCCGAUCUGGUGGUAUACCUGGCCCGCAUCAUGCGGCGCCGCAACCGCUGGCGGCUGCCCGCACUGCGGUUGCGUUUGUACGGGACAGUUGUACCUGAUGCCAUGCCGAUGGUAUACUCGUUUAUUCUGGACUUCGCGAAAGGCACGCAGCUCGAUCCAAAACCUAGCCCGUACUUAGGUUUUUGAUCCACUAUAUUAGUUCAAAUAUACAGGGUGAAUUUCCAAACGUUAACCACAUUGUGUUGGGAUAAUGAACAUAAUUCAGUCUACUAGUUCAAAUAUACAGGGUGAAUUUGCAACCAUUAACCACAUUGUGUUGGGAUAAUUAACAAAAUCACUCUACUAGUUUAAAUAUACAGGGUGAAUUUGCAACCAUUAACCACACUGUGUUGGGAUAAUUAACAAAAUUCACUCUACUAGUUCAAAUAUACAGGGUGAAUUUGCAACUAUUAACCACACUGUGUUGGGAUAAUUAACAAAAUUCAGUCUACUAGUUCAAAUAUACAGGGUGAAUUUCCAACCGUUAACCACACUGUGCUAGGAUAAUGAACAAAAUUCACUCUACUAGUUCAAAUAUACAGGGUGAAUUUGCAACUAUUAACCACACUGUGUUGGGAUAAUGAACAAAAUCCACUACUACAAUUGUGCAAUCCCCUAAAUGGUAAAAAAAAUUGGCUGUCCCAAAGAAAAUAUUGAUAUCUAAUCCGCCAAUAUGUAUGAAAUAGUAGUUUUGUUAUGCAAUUUUGGGCUGAGCCCAUAUAUUUUUAUUUUACAGAUGAAUUAUUUACGUAAAACCAUAUUACGGAGUUACAACUAGUCAUAAGUUACUGCAUACUUUGUAGAUUUAAAUAUUUAUUUAUUUAGGUACAUAUCAUACUUUAACAUGCUUAUUACUUCGUCUAAAAACUUUCCCUUUGGGGUUGAAUUCUUAAAAAUCCUUUAUUAACUCAACAGUAUAUAUUUUGUAAUGUACAGUAUAUAUUUUGUAAUGUAAAAUAAAUAAAUGUAUAAUAAACGUUGUUUUUGUGUUUAUACGGUGUAACAUGAGGAAACCGAAAGAUUUUAACAGUGUAUUCCUGAUCACAAUUAGAGACUAAAAUGUCGUAUAAAUUUUUCUGGUUUUCGCCUAGUUUCAGAGUAAAAAAAAAUCUUAUUGUAACUUAGUGCAAAACGCCUUUUUUGAUGGCUAUGAUGCCAUAAUGGGGCGUAGUCUAAAUAUCCUUAUUGAUAGAUGUCAAAAAGUGGCAAGUAACCUUUGCAAAAACUAAGUAAAAAAAAAUCGUAAGUUCAUUUUCAGCGCCAGUUUUACCAUAACUUUUUAUGUACAGAGAGAGGUAACCCCUGCAUACAAUCCGUGCCUCCGUACAAAUACAUUAAAAAA